Xiphophorus maculatus (southern platyfish) is the source of this 1458-nucleotide messenger RNA. RefSeq names its product XPA, DNA damage recognition and repair factor (gene xpa). Gene Ontology annotation, biological process: nucleotide-excision repair involved in interstrand cross-link repair; base-excision repair; UV-damage excision repair. The coding region runs from base 25 to 855 and encodes 276 amino acids. The record is from RefSeq and is a predicted model, not a curated record. The transcript has 5 exons. Gene Ontology annotation, molecular function: damaged DNA binding. Lineage: Eukaryota; Metazoa; Chordata; Actinopteri; Cyprinodontiformes; Poeciliidae. Gene Ontology annotation, cellular component: nucleotide-excision repair factor 1 complex.
AAGCCGAGCCCUCUCUAUGAGACCAUGAUGGACCGGUCCGAGUCAGAGGGAGCUGAUGCUGCCGCUCCCCCGCCAGACCAGAGCCCCAAACCGGAGCUUUCUGCCGCCAUGCGGGCUAAGAUAGAGAGAAACCGUCAGCGGGCGUUGAUGCUCCGCCAAGCGCGGCUUGCGAGCCGCCCGCUGUCCGCCGUGGAGGGGGCGACCUCGGCCAAAGUGUCCAAGACGAUCGACUCUGGUGCAGGUUUCUUUAUCGAGGAGGAGGAGGGCGGCGAGGAAGAGCGGAAAGCUAAGAAGGUGGUGCAUCAGCCAGCUCCGGUGAUUGAACCAGACUAUCUGCUGUGUGAUGACUGUCAGAAACCCUUCAUGGACUCUUUCCUCAGCAACAGCUUCGACUUGUCUGUGUGCGACAAAUGCAGAGACAACGAGGAGAAGCACAAGCUGAUCUCCAGAACUGAGGCCAAGCAGCGCUACCUGCUGAAGGACGUCGACCUCGACAAGAGAGAGCCCCCUCUUCGGUUCAUACUGAAGAAAAACCCUCAUAACCCACACUGGGGAGACAUGAAGCUUUACCUUCUGCUGCAGGUAGAAAAAAGAUGUAUGGAGGUUUGGGGCUCAGAGGAGGCGCUGGAAGAGGCCCGAGAAACGAGGGAGGAGAACAAAGAGGUCCAAAAACAAAAGCGCUUUAACAAGAAAGUCAGAGAGCUGCGCAGGGCAGUGAGGAGCAGCACGUGGACCAAAAACACCAGCGCCCACCAGCACGAGUACGGACCAGAGGAGGUGGUGGACCCAGAGGAGGACCUCUACAAGAAAACCUGCACCACCUGCGGACAUGAACUCACCUAUGAGAAGAUGUAAACGCACAGAGAAAAUGUUGCAAACUCAAAUGGACCAAGAUAAAUGGGGCUUCUUUAGGGAACAGUGAAGCUUCUUUCAAUGAGAUCUUAAGUGGAAAUAUGACAAGUUUGUAUAAGCUGGAUAUGUACAUCAAUUGGAAGAAGUUUUUGAAACAAAGCUUGCAUGUGCAUCAGAAAAUUCAGUAUUUUUAAGCCUUGAGACAUUUAGAAGCUUCCAGCGUGGGUUUGCUGGUAGUUUUAGAAAAUGUCACUGACCUCUGAAGUGCCUUGAAAAUGCAUUCAUAACCCUAAAAUUUUAACCAAACUGUCAGGCAGAGAACCUUGCAUGCAGUAAACUGCUGUGGGUUGGGAAUCAAACAUGCUUCAGCUCCUUACAGCAGGCUGCAGCCCUCAACCACCGAGCCAAGUGGUGCUUCAGAAACCACAUUAAAUGUUAAAUCAUGCAUCAUUUUACAUCCACUUAAUGCACUAUGAAAAAUCUGGUUGUAUAUUUUAAGAUUCAUUAGCAAGUCCUUGUGACGUCCACAUACAUUGGACAAUGUCCAAGUUUGUUGGAAAGAAAACCUUGUAAUCAUUUUUUGCAAUAAAAUAGUUUAUAAAAAGU